Molecule: messenger RNA, 2989 nt
Organism: Agrilus planipennis (emerald ash borer)
Lineage: Eukaryota; Metazoa; Arthropoda; Insecta; Coleoptera; Buprestidae
Product: peroxidasin
Exons: 9
Coding region: 47-1498 (483 amino acids)
Biological process (GO): cell-cell adhesion
Cellular component (GO): cell-cell junction
Molecular function (GO): cell adhesion molecule binding
Source: RefSeq, a predicted model, not a curated record
UGAAUUUAACACGUCUCAAAUUUUGCCUGGACAAAAUUUAACGGUAAUGCAGGGUGAAAUUGCAACCGUUAAGUGUAUAUCUAACUAUGGGAAUCCUCCGCCGGUUCUAAAAUGGCUUUUGGACCUCGAUGAAAUUAGGUCACCUCGUAAACAAACCAACUCGACAGAAUUAGACAAUCCGAAGACUUGGAUGGCAACAUCACUUUUAGAACUUGCUAUCACGAAAGACAGUCAUGGACGUUUGCUGAAAUGCGUCGCAUACCAUGAAUCUUAUCCUUCCAAAUCCGCAAGUACUGAAGUUCGACUAAAUGUUAUGUUUGUUCCAGAAACGCGAUUGAUCGGCGUCCCUGCAACAGAUAUCGAGGAAUUUAUAGACACAGUUGCAAUUCGCUGUCAAGUGAACGCUAAUCCUCGGGCUAACGUAGUUUGGAAAAAGGAAGGCUUGUCGCAACCGGUUAGCCUUCAGGAAUUACUCAAAUUCAGUCCUGUCACUCGACAAAACUCCGGCCUUUACACAUGUCAUGCCCGAAACGCUGCAGGAGAGGCUCCACCCUUAAGAUUUAAUCUUAGUAUCAAAUAUCCUCCAAAGAUUCUUAGCGUUGGCCCGGAUCGUUUAACAACGUCUCCCCUUUACACGUCUGCAACUUUCGAAUGCAUAGCCGAAGGGAAUCCUCUUCCCACUUAUCAGUGGUUACAAAGAUUACCAACGCGACCUAAUUACGUCAGGGAGCAAGGGAGAGAAGCAAAGCUGCACAUUUCCAAUGUUACGUACGAUCAUCAGGGAGAAUACGUUUGUAAAGCUGUGAACAUUAUAGGAGGAAUGGAAAGAGAAGUUCAAAGUGAAUCCGUUGUACUUCAGGUUGUCGGAGCGCCACAAAUAUUAAAAUUUUUACUCCUCAACGAAAUUGAAAUCGAAAGGGGUGAUACAGCCAAUAUAAGUCUGAUAAUAUGCUCAGAUCCUAGGCCGAAAUUUGUGGCUUGGGAAUGGGGUUCCUUGCAGUUAGAAGCCGGAUCACAAAUUGGGAAAUAUAAAGCGGACGAAUUAAUUCAGGAUCUUCGAGAAGACUGUUAUAUUUCUGUUUUACACAUCCAAGACGCGGAUGCAACAGAUUCACGAGCUUAUCACUUAAUGGCAGAAAAUGAUCGGGGAAAAGACAGGCAUACUGUCAAACUUUUUGUUAAUGAACCGUUUCGCAUCAAUACGGUAUUAAUUUUUGCAUGUGGAAUUACGACUGCAUUGUUAUUGUUAAUCUGUGUUUGUCUUUACACUUUACGAACGGAAAACUGCUGCCCCACAAAGAAAAAUAAUUAUAAGGAGAACAACUUAAACGGUCAAAGGUUAGAUGUGGAAAACAAAUCGUUACGGUUGGAGGCAAUUCCCUCGGAUGCUAUCUACACAGCAAAGAGGGAACCGAAUCACGACAACCUUACGGUUAAUCCCGAUACAUUAAAGGUACGUCUUGCUGCCAUGGUUCUGCAACCGCCUGCUAGAGUAUAGCCUUGCACGUUUCGUCAGGAAGACACGAUAUGUCAACAAACACCAAGCACAAAUUCUUGACCAACAUUCAAUAGUGCUUUGAUUGAUUGAUCUUGUUUAAAUAGUUGCACUUGUGGCGAUCUGUAUUUACAAUCAAACUUCUGUAACUCGAAAUCUUUUUGAAACGCAAAUUUUGUUUCAUUGAUAAUUAUUUGAAUAUUAUUCUCAUUACUCAUUAGAUCGAUUUUCUGUAAGUGGAGAUUAAUAGGAAUACGGAUUUUCUAAUAGAAUAUUAUAAGAUAAUCAUCUGGAGCUAUAAUCAGUGAUCCAAGUUUUUAUAUCUGUGAUGGUUAAGCAUUUAUUGCAACAAUCAGCAACAAUGUUGAAUGGUUACCGGUCGUUUCUGACCCUGUUUAAAAGUAUGUAUUAAACAGGGUUCUUCAAACUAAGUGGUACAUUAGACGUUUCAGGGAAACUAAGCAAGUUAGAAAUAUGAAAAAUUGUCAGUAACGGUUAUCAAGGAUAGUCUUUAAUUAAUAACAAAAUAAUUUUAGCUGUAUAUUUUUCACUACGAAUUUUUAUGAAUUACAAAAUUAUAAAGUAUCCAGUAUUGUUAUGUCAAAAUUAGUGAAAUUAUCUAUUUUAGAUAAAAAUCCAAAUUUACUGAAAAAUUUUCAAAUAAAACAAUAGAAAACAUCCAUAUGGAUCGAAAAAGGAUAAAAUAAGCAAUCGAAUGCCAAAUAUGGUAUUUCAUGUUUGAAAUUUUUAAACUUUGGUUUCAUUUCUGAACGCGCUGUACAAAUUAUUAAGCUCAAUUUUAGCAAAACGUUAAACUUAAGAUAAAACUGUAACUGUUAAAAAAUUUAACACCCUAAGUAAGUAACUAUCUAAAAUUACCCUAAAAUUUUCCGUUUCAGACAAAUUUGUCUAUUUAAAAUAGCAAAGUUGGCAUCCACUUCCGGUAUAACCCGAAGUGGACGGAACAAUUGAAAUUAUUUUAGUUAAAAGGAUCAUUUUUGAUAACCCUCACUGCCUAAUUUUCAAUACUCUGUUAGGUAUGCUUAAUUUUCCUAAAUCGUCUAAUGUACCGUUCAGUUUAAAGAACCCUGUAUAUGUGGUAAUAAGAUUUAUGUUUUAAUAUUAAUUUUUGAAUGAUUACCAAUUGAUUUCGGUGUCUCAUUUUUUACGGUGCGAUUGUAAUAAGAACUCUGUUAGACUAAGCGGCUAUGCGACAUAACCAGCUGCUCCACCGGUCUACAAACUUGCGGGACAACCGGUGGCGCUCAUUACACAUUAAGUUCUACGUUAGUUUGGUAGUUCUUAUCAGAAGAGCAGCAUUUUUUUUUUGUAAUAUUAACUUUUUCAACAAUAAUUCAAAGAAAAACUAAUUAGACAUUCCCAAGUAAUUAAAAAGCUUCUUGUCGUCUGAAUACAGUUCAACAAAAAGAGUAUAGAGUAAUAUUCCACAGAAAAUCUUUCAUUUUCUUCUGUCUUCAUUUCGCCCGUCUCAUC